GUUCACUCUAUAAUCGUUCUUAAAAGUCAUUUAUAAUCAAGUGUAAUAACAGAGCCUGUCAUAAUAACUAUAAUGUCUCGGUACAUGAGACCGCCCAACAGCUCUCUGUUCGUCCGCAAUAUUUCCGACGAGUCCCGGCCAGAGGACCUGCGCCGAGAGUUCGGCCGAUACGGGCCCAUUGCCGACGUCUACAUUCCCCUAGACUUCUAUUCUCGCCGGCCCAGAGGAUUUGCGUACAUUCAGUUUGAGGACGUCCGGGACGCCGAGGACGCCCUGCACAACCUGGACAGGAAGUGGGUGUGUGGCCGGCAGAUCGAGAUCCAGUUCGCUCAGGGCGACCGCAAGACGCCGGGGCAGAUGAAGUCCAAGGAUCGUCAGUCGCCCCGCAGCCACUCCAGAUACGACGAGUACGAGCGGCGCAGACGCUCCCGCAGCAGACGCAGGUCACGCAGCCCGUCCUACGAGAGGCGACGCAGACGAUCCCAGAGCCCUCGAGACAGGUCCAGAGGACGGACACGCAGCAGACGCAGCCGCAGCCGAGAACACGACAGGCACCGGCCGUCCGCGCGUGAUCACCAGCGCUCCCGCAGCCGGAGCCCCUCCCACUCGAAGAGCAGGGGCGGAGCUCGAACCCGCUCCAGGUCCAGAUCCACCAGCGAGCUCCACGCAGAGACCCAGGACACUGCUGCGGAAGAGAAGACCCAGGCGCGCUCCCCGUCCCGCUCACGCUCCCCGUCCCGCUCCAGGUCCCGCUCGCGCUCUUGGGCCGGACGCAAGUCCUGGGGGCAUUAGAUCCGGCGCACGACAGGCUCAGUGACGACUGGCUGUUUUUUGUUUGGGUUUUGUGGGUUGGGUGCAGAAGGUCAUGAAUCAGCUCCUUUCUUUUAAUAAGGAGAGGGAAUCAAACUAUAGCCUGUUUUAGCACACGUCUGUUAAAGUGUUAGCAUUGGAGAUAUCUGUGCGGUUUAGUUUACAAGCGCAGCUGCAUUUGCCAAGCGAUGUAAAUCGCUUCAAUAUUUUUGUAAGAGAUUUUUGUUUUAGUUGACCAGUAAUGGCCAUCCAUUUGAAACGGUCUUCCACGAGUGUCUCGAAUGUGUUUUAUUGUGGAGUCUGCAGGCCUUUUACAUGUAACCUCAGAAUGAAAUAAAUAUCUUGUGCAUCA
Molecule: messenger RNA, 1162 nt
Organism: Cyprinus carpio (common carp)
Lineage: Eukaryota; Metazoa; Chordata; Actinopteri; Cypriniformes; Cyprinidae
Product: serine and arginine rich splicing factor 10b
Molecular function (GO): RNA binding
Source: RefSeq, a predicted model, not a curated record